CAUGUCUGGCUCAGUCUCCAGACGGAAGAAGUUGGUACUUACUCUUCUGCCAUACACUCAGGCCCUGAGGCUGAGCGUGUUGAGGCAUUGGCGGCAUGGCUGUGGAGUGUCGCACGCAAACACAAGAAGAAUAAAAUUGUCCUGUAGAGGAGAGGAGAAGGGGAUGAACUGCUGUGAACCGGUGAGGGUUAAGUGACAAAAUGGGCGUCUGCGUCGGAACGCUGCUUUGCCCGCCGCCAUCAUGUCGUUGCCUUCAUUCCCGUAUGCUCAGCAAGCACAAAUCAUACGUUCAAAUCAGCGGGAUAUAUUCCAUCUCUCAUCCCUCCGCGAACAGACCGAGAGCGUGUUGAGAGCUUGGUUUGGCACACGAUGGCUCUCACGCUGGGAUAAAGAGAUUAGUCUUUUUGUAAAGCUCCUAUAUUAUGGCUUGACUAUUGGUCGAACUACACAGACAUUAGGCGAGGAAUACACGGGCAUAUGGCUGCACUCUCUCCGAACCGAUGCUCCGCCGUCUCGUAACCUUCGCUUGGCAUUGGUUUUACUUCCAACGCUGCCAAGCUACAUCGCGGCCAAAUGGGGCUCUGCGCUUUCGCAAGACUCGAAACUGAGCUUGUUGCUGCGAAGAACACCGCAUGUUCUCGAAGUUCUCUCGGAGAUCAAUCUGGCAGCAUUCUACCUGCAGGGAGCAUAUUAUCAUUUGACGAGGAGAUUCUUUCGAGCGCGAUAUAUUUCAGGCACCUUUCCCAGCCCGAACACAAGACCUCCAUCAUACUCUCUACUUGGCGUUCUUUUGGGUAUCCGACUGCUGUACCGGCUUACAACUUUUAUGCGUUCUCUUCGAGCAGAAGAUGGUCCGAAGUCAGCUGAAGGGAAACGCCACGCAGACGACUCUCACGAGACGUACAUCGACGACGCUCCUGUCUCCACCAUGUUAGGACCGCACAAUCUCGACGACCAGCCGGUUAUCCCAGCAGAAGAAGAUGAACGGACAGCGCUGGAUAUCGCAAGUAUACCCUCAGCAUUGCGGGCCAGCCGAAAUUGCACUCUUUGCCUGGAAGAGCGAACUUCAAGCUGUGCAACAGAAUGCGGACAUCUGUUCUGCUGGUCUUGUAUCGUGGGUUGGGGUCGAGAAAAGGCGGAGUGCCCUCUAUGUCGCCAGUCUCUCAGCAUAACCAAGCUCUUGCCCAUAUACAACCUAUAAUCCACAUGCUCAUAGCUUACAUAGUCGGAAGCCAUGUAUAUCAUCUGGUUAUGUCAGAAGCAUAUGAAUGCGAGAUACAGGAAGAUGCGCCGUGCGCAUUUUGCACCAGGCGGUCCACAAACACGUUAUACAAUUUGUUGUAUCAGGGUGAUGUUAUCGCCCUUGAGUAGUAUACGACCUAGGACAUCGCGUCAGACAGGACACCAAA
Messenger RNA from Phanerochaete carnosa HHB-10118-sp, 1409 nucleotides. RefSeq lists its product as uncharacterized. The transcript is spliced from 6 exons. Gene Ontology annotation, biological process: protein import into peroxisome matrix. The record is from RefSeq and is a predicted model, not a curated record. Bases 242 to 1201 code for a protein of 319 amino acids. Gene Ontology annotation, cellular component: peroxisomal membrane. Lineage: Eukaryota; Fungi; Basidiomycota; Agaricomycetes; Polyporales; Phanerochaetaceae. Gene Ontology annotation, molecular function: zinc ion binding.